AUAUAGCAGAGCCUGUUUUCUUGGUGAAGGCAGUCUGCUGUGAGGCGCCAAGGUCCGGAACAAUGUCUACCUUUCUGCUGGUGGUCGGUGUCGUGGUAGGAGUUGGUUACAUUUACCAUCAUAUUUUUGUGAAGGGAAAGGCUUGCACGAGCAAAGCAAAGCUGCAUGGGAAAACUGUGAUUGUAACCGGCAGCAAUACGGGCAUCGGGAAGACCACGGCCAUAGAUCUGGCUAGAAGAGGAGCCAGAGUGAUUUUGGCCUGUCGCAGUAAGGAGAGAGGAGAGGCUGCUCUCGAGGAAGUCAAGAGAGAGAGCGGCAGCAAUCAGGUGGUGUUCAUGCAGCUUGAUCUGGGGAGUCUCAAGUCUGUUCGCAGGUUUGCCGAAACCUUCCUGAAAUCCGAAACCAGAUUAGACAUCCUCAUCAACAAUGCAGGUAUUUACUUGCAGGGUCGAACAGAGGACGGACUGGGAAUGAUGUUUGGCGUCAACCACAUCGGUCACUUCCUCUUGACCAACCUGCUGCUGGAGCGACUGAAGGCGUGCGGACCGAGCCGGGUGGUCACUGUGUCGUCUGUGUUCCACCACUUUGGAAAAAUUGAUUUUGACUGUCUGAACACCCACAAAGCUCUGGGAUUGGGGACCUCAACCACGGAUGUCACCCAGAUCUACUCUGAUAGCAAGUUGUGCAACGUCCUUUUCACCUACGAGCUUGCCAAGAGAUUGCAGGGGACUAAGGUCACUUGCUACACCCUCCAUCCAGGUGCUAUCAACACUGAGCUGGCCCGGUACUCAAACCCACUAAUGAAGCUAUUCCUGGUGCCAAUAACGGCUUAUUUCUUCAAGAACCCUGUCCAAGGAUGCCAGACCACCUUGCACUGUGCCCUCCAGGAGGGUAUAGAGCCUCUCAGCGGACGUUACUUCUCGAACUGCACUGUGAGAGAGGUCUACGCUAAAUCCAAAGACGAUGCAGCCGCAAAGAAGCUGUGGGAGCUCAGCGAGAGAAUAUGUGGCCUUGCCUAAAAAGCUUCACAUUUAAUUCAAGGCUUGAGAAUGAAAAGGUUAACUGACAGCAGCCAAGCCCAGUAAGGUAAAGGUCUCGCAAGCCCCUCCCUGCCCCGUGUCAAUACUACUAAAAAGCCCAGUCUGACUGGAUAGAUUAUCUUAGUUGCCAUGACUCAGUAGUUUUUAGAGAACUUAUUUUAUGAUCAUUGAUACUAUUAAUAUCUGACCACGUGGCAGCAUGUUAUGGUGUGAUACGACAUAAUAAAAAAAGAGAGUGAGUUAA
This is a messenger RNA of Mugil cephalus (flathead mullet), 1284 nucleotides long. RefSeq names its product dehydrogenase/reductase SDR family member 13-like. The record is from RefSeq and is a predicted model, not a curated record. Lineage: Eukaryota; Metazoa; Chordata; Actinopteri; Mugiliformes; Mugilidae. Bases 63 to 1019 code for a protein of 318 amino acids. The transcript is spliced from 5 exons.